AUGACGCCUGUCGCCGCAUCAGCUCCAUCUCUCCCUUCCUUCAUCAAGAUGGAGGACAGGAAGAGGGCAGCUGGCCAAAGUACUGAUGAUCUCGCACCCCCUACCAAGAGACAAGCUACCAACGGUGCUGGAAAGGCCUCUGCAGAUUCUGAGAAUACCGCGCCUUGGUCUGAAGAUAUCGAGAAAUACCAAAAAGAUGCGAUCUAUCGACAAAUGCUCGAGUACAAACGAGAGAAGGCAACUUUGGAAUCACAAUUAAAGACAAUACAAAAGAAGUCUACAGAUCACGAUGAUCAUCUGAGAAUCAUUGAUGCUUGGUGGACACAGUUAUUAGAAGAAGUGACACUGCUCGCAGAAAAUGACAUUCCAAAUGCGGAAAAGCCAGAAAUAUCCUUCUCGACCUCUUUACAAUUUCAUGGUAUCAAAGCCUUCUCGGAUCAUCUGGCAUCAAAAGGCAGAGAAAUAAAAUCAAAAUUACAUAAAAUAUUUACUGCAGUUGCAGCUGCUCAUGGCAAACCCUCGACAGACUUGCAAGACCUUCAAGCAAAGGUUACAAAAAUGCUUGCUUCUCAGAAAGAAUAUCUCGUCACAGUAGACAGACUCCGCAACGAGAAAGAAGAACUGAAUGAGCUUCUCGAAUUGGCAUCGCUGCGUUAUGUCAAAGCCGAAAAACGUUUAGAUAGGCUGAGGAGUGAUACAGUUCGAAAAGAAGAGGCUAAGGCAUUAUUUCACAGUACUGCUAAUGGCGCGAAAGUCGAAAAUGGCGUGGACACUGAAAUGACGAAUGGUAUAACAGAAGACAAGGAAGCUAAUCAAUCAGCAUAUAAAGAGGCACAAGCCGUUGUCGAGAAGCAAAAGGAGCAACUCGAAGCCAUGGCUGCGGAGAAUAAAUCACUAACAGAACAAAUUACCGCGGCCAGUAUCAAGCAAGCACCCUCGGACGACGACUAUGCUCGGACUGAGCUUUUCAAACAAUUCCGUAUUCAACAUGAGGAUGUUAUCAAACGUAUCAAUCACCUCGAAGCCACUAAUAUACAAUUGCGAGAGGAGGCCGAGAAAUUACAAGCCGAACGGACUGCAUAUCGUAUACAAAUAGAGAACGAAGCCGAAACGACCACUGGUGAACUAGAAAGUCAACUUCAACGCCUGGAUGCCGAUUUGACGAGAAUUCGCUCUGCCCGAGAUGAGUUACUUGCUGAUCUUAGCGUGCGAAAGGCCAAACAGGACCAGGAUGAUGCAGGUAUCGAGCAUUUGAAAGAAUUGGUUGGAGCAAAGGAUGAUCGUAUCACAUCUCUCGAACUUGAAGUUGAACGUCUGAGACAAAUCGCCGAGCAAUCAUGCCAACCCACACCAGGACCGGAGAUAGAUUCAUUAAACCUCGAAGAAUUGCGUGUCAAGUAUGAUCUUCUUCAACAAGGUUAUGACUCGAUCAACAAAGAAUUACCUGCCCUCCAAUCCGCGUACAAGCGAGUCCAGGCCCUGACGAGCAAGAAAGUAAUGGACUUCACGGCUCUCGAAGAAAAGGUUUCGGUUUUGGCUGCCGAAAAGAGCAAGGCUGACCAAAAAUAUUUCGCGGCCCGAAAGGAUAUGGAUAUUCGCCUCGCAGAAGUUCGAACUUUGAAGAAUCAAAACGCUAAAAGUUCUGAGAUAAUCUCCCAACUCAAGGAUGUAGAGACAUCUGAUCGAACUUUGUUGAGCAAUUUGGAGAAACAACUGAGUGAUAUGAGACAGUCCAAUGCCUCUAUCCUGGCUGAGAACAAGAAGUUGGAGGUAUCGAGUAGAGAGGCCACAAGCAAAUGUGAAAGCUUAAAGAACCAAGCAGCAGAAUUGACCAACCUUCUUAAAUCCAAGGAUUCCGCGAACUCUGGUACCAAACAAAAAAUUCACGCGGUGGAACUAGAGAAUGAACAACUUCGGGUUCGAUGUGAACAGAUUCAAAAAGAUCGAGAUACAUGGAAACAAAAGAGCUUGAGCAACCAAUCUGGUGAGGAGGAAAUGCUCAGAACUCUUGCAUUGUGUACCGUUUGUCGUGCAAAUUUCAAGAACACUGUUUUGAAGACGUGUGGGCAUCUCUUCUGCAAUUCGUGCGUGGAUGAUCGGAUCUCCAACCGUAUGAGAAAGUGUCCUAAUUGCGCUAAACCUUUCGACAAAUUGGAUGUCAUGACCGCUCAUAUGUAA
Molecule: messenger RNA, 2178 nt
Organism: Botrytis fragariae
Lineage: Eukaryota; Fungi; Ascomycota; Leotiomycetes; Helotiales; Sclerotiniaceae
Product: putative e3 ubiquitin-protein ligase bre1 protein
Exons: 5
Coding region: 1-2178 (725 amino acids)
Cellular component (GO): nucleus; HULC complex
Molecular function (GO): ubiquitin protein ligase activity
Source: RefSeq, a predicted model, not a curated record